AUGAUUCCAUAUAGUGUCCCCUUAUUGCUCAAAAGGGAUCAUCAAAUGAAGCAGUUAUCUUCAAUAGAUAAUUCUUUUAGGUGUUAAAUAGCCAAGUAACACACAAUAAAGAGCUAUUCUCUUAAGUGGAUAAAAUGGGCCAAAAAGCAAAGCAAAAUAGUACUAACCAACGUUAGCACAAUAAAGUCAGAUGGGUCCUAAUUACUGAUAAGGUUAAAUGAGCCUAGAACAAGGAGAGGGCUAAAUGAGAUAAAAGACUUAAGAGCCUACUUAAUCAGAUGGAUAUUGGAUACAAGAUACAGAAAGAUCAGAACAAUAUAUUAAGAUGGAAGUUAUUUGUGCAAUUUUGAUGAUGAUAAAUAAUUUAGAAUUAAGGAAUUUCCCAUAUUAAAUCAAGACAUUGAUAGUAAAUUAUUUAAAAAUAAGUAAAUCGACAAAUUUGUUUAUACAGGUUACAAUUCAGUAAAACUAGCAAGCAGUAGUAAAAAUUAGAAUAAUUUUUUUUAAAAUUCUUUGUAGCAGUAGACUUACAUGAAAUAUCUUAACAGCUUAAACCACAACUGAAGCAUAAGAUGAUACUUCUAAUUCAACUGAAGAUAAUUAAGUAUCAAGAGCAGAAACAUAAGUAGGAUUCUGCAGUGACUAAUCUUGUUCAAUAUGACUUGACCAUUAAUAAAAUACGAAAAACAGAUGGAAUUAGAUUGUGA
Messenger RNA from Paramecium primaurelia, 707 nucleotides. The record is from the annotation of a GenBank genome assembly. Lineage: Eukaryota; Ciliophora; Oligohymenophorea; Peniculida; Parameciidae.